AUGCGGGCUGGGAGAUCGACGGUGAUCGCGGCGGCGAGCAACGACAGCGAGGUGAGCAACAUUCGCACGAGUUUCGGGACGUUCAUCGACAAGGGCGCGGACGACGUCAUUGCGCGCGUCGAGCGCCGCAUCGAGGCGUGGACGCACCUGCCCGUGUCGCACCAGGAGGCGCUGCAGGUGCUGCGAUACAACAUGGGGCAGAAUUACGUCCCCCACCACGACUAUUUCUCCGAUCCACCCGAGACGCUGCAGGGAGGCCAGCGGCUGGCCACCGUGCUCAUGUACCUCAGCAACGUCACCCUUGGAGGCGAAACAGUCUUCUCCAAUGUGCCUGACCCCACUCCGAAAGACCACUCCUGGUCUGAUUGUGCCAAGGGUUACCUGGCAGUCAAGCCUGUAAAAGGGGAUGCACUUCUGUUUUUCAGUAUGAAUCCGGAUGGGACGCCGGAUGAGGCGAGUAUGCAUUAUGCGUGCCCGGUGGUUGAGGGGGUGAAAUGGUCUGCACCUAAGUGGAUCGACGUGAGGGAGUUUGAUGUGCGUGGGGAUGAGGGGGAUCCGAAUGUGUGUGCGGAUACGAAUGGCAUGUGUGCGGAAUGGGCGGCGGCGGGGGAGUGCGAGAAGAACAGCAAGUAUAUGGUUGGGGGGAAGAGGUUUGUUGGGGCGUGCAGGAAGGCGUGUGGAGUGUGUACAGCAGACAGAACCAAUGGGACUGCUGCUGGCAGCAAGACCGUUCAAAGGGCUGAAUUGUAG
Messenger RNA from Closterium sp. Yama58-4, 750 nucleotides. The record is from the annotation of a GenBank genome assembly. NCBI's taxonomy places the organism in Eukaryota, Viridiplantae, Streptophyta, Zygnematophyceae, Desmidiales, Closteriaceae.